CCUGUAGGACGCGACACCCAAUCCACCAUGACGCAGUAUCAAGUCCCCAGGCGCCGUAUCCUCUCGGAUCAGGACCUGCAGCUCUUCCAAGACUCACCAGCGUAUACCUCCCUUACUGACUUCAUCGAGCAACUCAACACCGCCGUGGUUGGUAAACCGAAUACCGCAUCCUGCACUCUCUCACCAGCCGUUCAAGCCAUCCUCGACCUCCUAGAUGGCCUGCAACGACUCAUUGAAGCGCAUCCGCCCGUUGACAACGACAAGUCUCGGUUCGGCAACCCUGCAUUUCGCGAUUUCUACGACGCCGUACAAGAAUGCGCUCCACGCCUACACACGGCCGUACCAGGGCUCGAGCCAGCGGCUGUUGAAGAAGUCGCUGGGUACCUCGGUGAGUCCUUUGGCAACAGGACACGUAUCGACUAUGGAUCGGGCCAUGAAUUGAAUUUCCUCUGCUAUCUGCUAUGUCUUCAGAAAUUGGGUGUUGUGGGCGAGCAAGAUAGUCAAGCUCUUGUUUUGCAUGUCCUUUGGCGAUAUAUGGCGCUUAUGCGUAAGAUCCAGCAAGCGUACUGGCUCGAACCCGCUGGUUCUCAUGGGGUAUGGGGAUUGGAUGACUAUCACUUCCUACCAUUCCUAUUUGGUGCAGCUCAGCUCAGGAACCAUAAACACCUUCGACCAAAGUCCAUCCACGACGCAGACCUCUUGAGCAUGUACAAGGACGAGUACAUGUAUUUUGCGUGUAUUGCCUUCAUCAACAGUAUCAAGACUGCGAGUCUACGUUGGCAUUCACCCAUGCUCGAUGACAUCUCCUCUGCCAAGACGUGGGAGAAGAUCAACCUCGGCAUGAUCAAGAUGUACAAGGCAGAAGUUCUUGCGAAGCUACCCAUCAUGCAGCACUUUUUAUUUGGUAGCUUGAUACAAGCUGCAGAGGGCAUGACGCCGCCCGCAGCCGUCGAUGAGGCAGGCAAUGAGCAUAUCCACAAUACUUGGGCAGACUGCUGCGGUAUCAAAGUACCGAGUGCCAUUGCUGCAAAGAACGCAGAUGGCAGUGAACAGAAAAUCAGACGCAUGGAUUGGGGCUAGUCAUAGCUACAUUCUGCAUAGCAUAUACCACGAAGCAUUGAUCACGAAAC
This is a messenger RNA of Protomyces lactucae-debilis, 1130 nucleotides long. Its product is annotated as serine/threonine-protein phosphatase 2A activator 2. The record is from RefSeq and is a predicted model, not a curated record. Gene Ontology annotation, biological process: mitotic spindle organization. The transcript has a single exon. Gene Ontology annotation, molecular function: protein tyrosine phosphatase activator activity; peptidyl-prolyl cis-trans isomerase activity. Gene Ontology annotation, cellular component: nucleus; protein phosphatase type 2A complex; cytoplasm. Bases 28 to 1080 code for a protein of 350 amino acids. Lineage: Eukaryota; Fungi; Ascomycota; Taphrinomycetes; Taphrinales; Protomycetaceae.